AGGGCCUGGCCGAAAGACGGAGGGCCGGGUCCUUCACCUCUGCCCCCCUCCCUCUCGGUACAUAUAAGAGCGUGUUCACACUUGCAAGAUGAGGAAAGGAAGUGCCCGCAGCAAGAUGGACGUUGGCAGCAAACAGGUCUUGAUGGAGAGCCCACCGGAUUACUCAGCAGCCCCCCAGGGCCGGUUCGGCAUUCCGUGCUGUCCUGUACACCUCAAACGUCUUCUCAUCGUGGUCGUGGUGGUCGUCCUUGUCGUCGUGGUGAUUGUAGGGGCCCUGCUCAUGGGUCUUCACAUGAGCCAGAAACAUACCGAGAUGGUCCUAGAGAUGAGCAUUGGGGGGGCGGAAGCCCAACAACGCCUGGCCCUGAGUGAGCGUGCGGGUGCCACUGCCACCUUCUCCAUCGGCACCACCGGCAUCGUAGUGUACGACUACCAGCGGCUCCUGAUUGCCUUCAAGCCAGCCCCAGGAACGUGCUGUUACAUCAUGAAGAUGGCUCCGGAGAACAUCCCCAGUCUUGAGGCUCUCACUAGAAAAUUCCAGAACAUUCAGGUCAAGCCUGCAGCACCUCCUGCAAAGCUAGGCCAGGAGGAGGAGCACGAUGGAGGGUCAGCAUCCUCUGGAGACCUGGCCUUCCUGGGCACCACCGUGGGUACCCUGUGUGGUGAGGUGCCCCUCUACUACAUCUAGGAUCCCUCAGGGUCUGUGGACAGGGGACAGGAAAGAUCCAGCCAGCAAAGAUCUUCUGCAGCAGGCAGGAAGCUGCUCCUGCCCACAUCGCAGGGACUGAUCCUGGAGAAAUGGGAGCCUGUGCGGAGAGGAUAGGGGGUUGUGGGGGGGACUGGUGGCCCCUAUGGGCCAGGGUGCUCCUAACCGCAAAAGAAUAAAGCAGCCUUACUGAAAAACA
Messenger RNA from Choloepus didactylus (southern two-toed sloth), 905 nucleotides. It is a transcript of the gene SFTPC, whose product is annotated as surfactant protein C. Gene Ontology annotation, cellular component: alveolar lamellar body; extracellular region. The transcript has 6 exons. Bases 89 to 688 code for a protein of 199 amino acids. Lineage: Eukaryota; Metazoa; Chordata; Mammalia; Pilosa; Megalonychidae. Gene Ontology annotation, biological process: respiratory gaseous exchange by respiratory system. The record is from RefSeq and is a predicted model, not a curated record.